Molecule: messenger RNA, 984 nt
Organism: Clupea harengus (Atlantic herring)
Lineage: Eukaryota; Metazoa; Chordata; Actinopteri; Clupeiformes; Clupeidae
Product: allograft inflammatory factor 1-like
Exons: 8
Coding region: 256-696 (146 amino acids)
Biological process (GO): actin filament bundle assembly; ruffle assembly
Cellular component (GO): actin filament; ruffle membrane
Molecular function (GO): calcium ion binding; actin filament binding
Source: RefSeq, a predicted model, not a curated record
GUGGACAGGAGUGUUGCUUACACGCAGCAAAAGGUUAUUUUGCCAUCUGCUACUCGCUCCUUUAUAGCCAUUCUCGGGCUAGUAAUAGAUCAAAACCAGGUAUAAUAGGUGCCAGCCUCACACGGGCACCAGAAUAAUGUUGGACAUUCCCUUGUGGAUGGACGCCAAAAAAAUAAGCGCUCUCUUCAUUUCACUUGCUGCACACACCAAACCUACCACGCUCAGACUAAUAUUUUGUCUUGGGGACAGACAGAGAUGGACAGACAAGCUGGGAAAGCUUAUGGAAUACUCAAAUCCCAACAAGAAGACAACCUGAACUCCAUCAAUGAGACUUACCUCACUGACUCCAAGUAUGCUGAUGUGGAAGACCUGACAUCCAAACUGGAAUCUUUCAAACACAAAUACAUGGAGUUUGACCUCAAUGACCAAGGAGAAAUAGACAUUAUGGCUCUAAAACGAAUGCUGGAGAAGUUGGGCGUCGCCAAAACUCACCUUGAACUAAAGAAGAUGAUGUCUGAUGUGGUGGGAAGCAAGGAGUCCAGGGAGACCAUCUGCUACACCGAUUUCCUUAAUAUGAUGCUUGGAAAGAGAAAUGCAAUAUUAAGGCUGAUUCUAAUGUAUGAAGGGAAGGCUAAGGAGCAGGAGCCCAAGGUCACUGGUCCCCCCCCUCCCAAAACCUUCGCUGAUCUGCCAUAAAUCCUAAUUGGGACACGCCCCUCUCUUUCACUCUCACCUGAGACACCAUGUCAUUCUAGAAAAUGAAUCAAAUUGAUAAAUGUGUAACAAGUAACACAAUAUGUCCCUAAUUAAUGUAUACUAAUAAUCACUAAUAUGCCCCUAAUUAAUGUAUACUAAUAAUCCCUCCCCUUUCAUGUUUUGUUUGCUAUGCUACCCUGUUCCCUGCAGACAUGUAUAACCCCAAAUCAGAAAAAGUUGGGACGGUAUGGAAAAUGAAAAUAAAAAAAGAAAGCAGUGAUUUAUAAA